Molecule: messenger RNA, 1210 nt
Organism: Wyeomyia smithii (pitcher-plant mosquito)
Lineage: Eukaryota; Metazoa; Arthropoda; Insecta; Diptera; Culicidae
Gene: ReepB
Product: receptor expression-enhancing protein 5
Exons: 4
Coding region: 257-748 (163 amino acids)
Source: RefSeq, a predicted model, not a curated record
GAGCUAUCCCGGGAUGUCAGAUUGGCACAGCACAUAUAAGAGCAACAAAGCGAAAAUUUUAUUAAGCGAUUGACUUUGUGUUGCCACCAGCACUCGAUCAUUGUCCGAAUAGGUUUUCUGGUGAUACGCGGGUUAAGUGAGCUGAAAGACAGCUCAGUAUUAUCCGGUGCUUGUGACGUCUUUUAAUUUAUCCUGGAUCUUGAAUGCAUUUUGUCUGUUUUGACGUAACAUAUAUUUUUGAAAUCUAACUACAAAAAUGCUGGGCGAAAAUAUCGCACAGGACGUUUUCGAUGGUGCAAAAAAGUUGGAUAUUCGUAUGCAAUGUUUGGCUGUUGGUGGCGUUGCUAUCGUGGUUCUCUAUCUGGCGUUUGGGUAUGCAGCCCAAAUUCUUUGUAACGCGAUUGGUGUAGCUUACCCUGCAUAUAUCUCCAUGAAGGCAAUAGAAACACGCACCAAAGAGGAUGAUACUAGAUGGCUCACUUACUGGGUCAUCUACGGUGUGCUGUCGGUUAUUGAGCAUUUUUCAUUCUUUUUGGUACAGAUUAUUCCAUUCUACUGGCUGCUAAAGUGCGUUUUCUUUGUUUGGUGCAUGAUACCAAUAGAGAACAACGGAUCUACCGUUAUGUAUCACAAAGUAAUCCUGCCAUACUUCAAGAAAUAUGAAAAAAGUGCAGACAAUUUACUAGGACAAGCUACCGAUAAAAUUAAGCAGGUGGCCGGUGAUGUGAUCUCCAAGAAGCUGUCUUAAAUAAUGAUACAGCAGGUUAACUUUUUUCUUCAUUGAGCAUGAAAAUAUGAGCUUUUAUCAUUUCUUUUUAUUAUGAAUAAUUUUCAAAUGGGUCACUUCAAAAUAGUACAUAUUCUGCACAAUUCAUACACCCGUAAUUUACUUUCAGAGUUGGAGAUGGUAUUUUUCUGAAUAUACACGGUUAUAAAUGAAUAAUCAUAAUGAAAAUAUUUAUUUUAAGAAUACCCUCGCAUUGCGUGAAAUUGUAAUUUGAAACAAAUCAGACCUAAGUUAGGUACUCAGUUCAACAUUGAAUGUCAUAUUUUGUAAUCAGAAAUAAUUCGUUUUUAUCCGAUGAAAAAUUUGAAGCCAUUACGAGAUCUUUUAAUAAUUAUUUGCAGGUACAGUAAAAAACAUAAGACGUAUGUUUGAUAUUUUUGUUCUGUUUACAAUAAAAUGAAUAAAAGGCGAGCUUUAUUUGAA